Molecule: messenger RNA, 1781 nt
Organism: Cucurbita maxima (winter squash)
Lineage: Eukaryota; Viridiplantae; Streptophyta; Magnoliopsida; Cucurbitales; Cucurbitaceae
Product: phytolongin Phyl1.1
Exons: 2
Coding region: 569-1396 (275 amino acids)
Cellular component (GO): membrane
Source: RefSeq, a predicted model, not a curated record
AAAAAGACAGAAAAGGCGCGCGUGUUUCCAUAUUCCCUCGAAAAGAAAAAAAAAAACAUCCUCGCCGAUUUUUUUCUUCAGCCCAAGUCCUACAGCCAGCGGGGAAGUCAAAAAUGAGAAAGCUACCGAUUUGUCCAAAUUGUAAACUUUCUCUUCGUAGCUUCCUCUCCGGUAUCUUCCCUGUUCAUUAUCUCUCAGAUUCUGAAUGAUUCGGAGACCAGUUUUGGUGGAGAGAAAUUCGCGAUCUCUCUCUCGGUGGUGGAAAUUUGCUAGAGAAUAUUCAACUUAGGAGAGCAGGUUUUGUUCUUCUGAAUUCAUAGAAAGAAGUAAAACUCCAUCAGCUCUUCUUCAAUUGCUUUGGAUCUGUUACCGGUAUUUUACUUGCAAUUUGUUCGGUUUCUGGAAGGAUUCGCCAAAAUUACUUGCUAUCUUGUCGCUCGAAAAGCCAGACUGAUGAAUUUCAGAUACUUUGAAAAGAAAGGUGGAUAGUGAAAGGAGUUUGUUUAGCCUUGAUUUCUAGGAGUUGCUUCGGUGCUGCUGAAUUUGCUGGUAAUCUUCCAUUCUUCAAAUGAAUCCGGAUCAUAGCAAAAUUUACUACUGUUCUGUUUCAAGGGGCGAACGUAUGCUCUAUGUGUAUAGUAAUGGUGACCAGGAGAUUGAGAAUUUGGCUGAUUUAUGCUUGAAAAGUGCCCCUCCCUUUCACAAGUGGUAUUUUGAGACAUUGGGUAAAAAAGCUUAUGGGUUCUUGAUGAAAGAAGGGUAUAUUUAUUUUGCAAUUGCUGAUGAAGUUAUUGGUAAUCAGGCUCUUCUUCAGUUUCUAGAGCAGUUGAGAGAUGAAUUCAUAAAGGUAGCAAGGAAGGGUUCACGAGGGAGUUUCUCAACUGUGAACUUCAUUAGUCUGCAGGAACAGUUACUGCCUGCAAUUCGUAAAUUAAUCACCUCUCUUGAGAAUGUCUCCAAUAGCGGUAAGGAUUGGAUAGCUGAAACCCCUUCCUCGAACAAUGGCCUAUCUCCAUCUCCGAGUAAUGUGAAUGGCCAAGCUGACAUUUUGGCUUCCACGAAAGCCCCUCUGUUGGGGAAGUUAAGCAAACCAGAGAAGAAAAAGGGAAAGGACCAUGUGAUUACAAUGAGAGGUAUUGAGAUGGAGGAGCAAAGAAAGUCUACAGAUAGAGGUUUGAAGGUUGAUUCGGUUUCGUUGGAAUCUGGUAAUCAGGGUGGAUCGGGGUCUUCAAUUCCAGUGGAGAAAGACAUCAAUCCAUUGAGGAGAUCAAGCUCAAGCAUCCGGAGAAGGUGGUGGCGUCAUGUGAGGAUUGCACUUGCUGUUGAUGCUGCUGUGUGUCUGAUAUUGUUUGUCAUUUGGUUGAUUAUCUGUAAUGGAAUUUCUUGUGUCCGCUGAGAGUUUAUCUAUUUGUACAUGGACAUAGACCUUGAAAGAUGGCAAUUGGGGAGAUAAGCAAGGGAGAUAUAUCACCAUUGGAUCAAGUGUCAGUGCUGUUAACGUGGAGAAAGUGUUUCUGAAGGCCUUGACUGAGUUCACACUUCUGAAAAGGUUACAGCAGAAUCAAAAAGUUGUACGUAUAUGCAUACGAAUUGUUAAUAGGUAUGAGAAUUCUUGAUAUACUUGCGGAUUUCUGCUGCUUAAUAGUUACUUCUGCUGCGAUAUCUGUUUUGGGCUGGUAAUAGAUAAUGAUAUUUCACUUGUUAAGAUGUACCUGCCUUGCUAUUACCUCACCUCAAUUGAGUGUGGAAGGAUAUGAUAAAAGUGAUUUUAUGUUUUCCUG